This is a messenger RNA of Striga asiatica, 2373 nucleotides long. The record is from the annotation of a GenBank genome assembly. Lineage: Eukaryota; Viridiplantae; Streptophyta; Magnoliopsida; Lamiales; Orobanchaceae.
CCUACUUAGGCAACCGUAGAAGCAGGGCCUAAUACUCUGCCGUGCUCUCUCUCUCCGGCGUUUGGAGGCACAUUCUCUCUCUCUACACCGUCCCUAAGCUUCCGUUGUAUCUCAGUUAAACACAUGCUCUCUCUCCCAUUCUCCUCCUCAUUUUGCUCUAACUGACACAACGUAAUCCGAACCCUAGAUUUAUUUGCACCCUGCGUGAGCCGUGGCCAACUCUUGUUGCAGCAAGUUUGUUUGAGGCAAAGAUAUAAUAAUAUAAAAAAAUGGUUAAAGAUGAUGUCGAAAUUGAGGAUGCUGUAAAGAAGGAUCGUGAUUCGGAAAACAAUAUUGAAGAGUUAGAUAGUAAAGCUCUUGAUUCUAAGAAUGAAACCACCAGGGCAGAAGGAGAAAAAUUGCCAUUCCUUGUUACUGAUGCAGAGAAUGCAAAUAAAAGUGAUGGUAUUGGUCAAUGCUUAAACGAAUUGAAAAAAGAAGCUGAAGACGUCAUGGUGAACGAGAUGAAAGCCAAAAUUGAUCCUCAAACUGAGACGAAAGAGUCAAUUACUGUCAAGGGAUCAACUGGUGAACUAAUGGAUUCUUUUGCUAUGAAUGAUGAGAAAAGUAGCACAAAAAAUAAUGUUGAUGAACAAGCACUGGAUAAACAAAGUGAUGCUAAGAGUGAAAUGGUUGAACAAAAUGCCUCUAUCUGUGGGGUGGAAAAAGAUGAGAAAUCAACUGAGAAUGUUGUUGAAGUUGCAAAUCCUGUAGAAAAUGCGUUGGAGGCAAAUGCCGGUGGAGAUGUUUCGGUAGAAAAGCAUGAAGAUGGUGAAGGCACAGAUCCAAAUGCUGGCACUGGAAGUGAUAAAAAUAUGCUAGUUCCAGUUGACGUACCUCCAAAUGAAGCUCCUUCAAGUGGAAAUGCUGAAUUAGAUAAAGCUAUGACUGGUGGGAACCAAGAAAUGGAGGAUGCUUCUGACCUCAACGAGGAAAAAACAACUAAUGAUGAGCUGAAAGACCAGGGCAAAGAAAUACUUCUGAAAAGUCCUAUGGCUGUUGAGAAUACUAAAACUAUUGAGACUGCAGCCGAACAUAAAAGUGAUCAUCCUUCACUGCCAGUCAAGCAUGAAUCUGCCACGCCAAGUUCCCUUGUCAGAUAUUCGCCUGCGAGAGCUGGGGACCAAAGUGGAGAAACAAUCAGUACUGUUUUUACUCCUGCAGCAUUGCCUCUGAUGGCAGAGGAUGACAAUGGAACACCUGAGGAGCAAGCAGCAUUCAUGAAGAUGAUUGAAAGUUUCUAUCGUGAAAGGGCUACAGAUUUUAAGCAGCCGAAAUUUUAUGGGCAGCCACUCAAUUGUCUAAAGUUAUGGAGAGCCGUGAUAAGAUUGGGAGGCUAUGACAGGGUAACUGGAUCCAAGUUGUGGCGGCAGGUGGGAGAGUCAUUUCAUCCACCGAAGACUUGUACAACAGUUUCAUGGACGUUUCGCAUUUUCUACGAGAAGUCUCUUCUGGAAUAUGAAAAGCAUAAGAUACAGAGCGGUGAGCUUGAACUUCCAGUAGAUGCGUUAAAUGAAGCUUCUGGUGCUGAUACUGAGGUGGGCAAUGGCUUUCAAGGAGCAGGAUCGGGAAGGGCUAGAAGAGAUUCUGCUGCUCGUGCUAUGCAGGGUUGGCAUGUCCAACGCCUUUUUGACAAUGGAGAGGUUGGUGAACCUGACAAGGGCAUAAGCAACACGACAAAGCGUGAGAAAAUCGUCAAAGCCAUUGGUAGUUUAGUUUUUGAACGUCUUGAUUUAGGUCCACUCAAGCAUAAGAGACCAAGCGAAGUGGAGAACCCUGCCAAGGCCACUCGAGUUGAGGCAUCAAAACAGCUGGCGACAACAGUUGUUGAUGUUGGACCUCCAGCUGAUUGGGUAAAGAUCAAUGUUCGCCAAACGAAAGAUUCUUUUGAGGUUUAUGCUCUAGUCCCGGGGCUUCUACGUGAAGAGGUCCGAGUUCAAUCCGAUCCUGCUGGACGUUUAGUAAUAACAGGUCAGCCCGAGCAAGUUGAUAACCCUUGGGGAAUUACACCUUUCAAAAAGGUAAUCAGCCUACCUUCAAGGAUCGACCCACUCCAGACUUCUGCUGUGGUUAGCCUGCACGGACGUCUUUUUGUCCGUGUCCCCCUUGAACAGUCAAAUAGCUAACUGUACCCUUCUCCAUAUUUCAUCUUUUGUUUGCUUUCAAAGACCUGUCAUAAAAGCAGGUGAAUAUGUGUUAGCUUUUUUUGUUUAAGCGGUUUCUAGGUCUGUGAAUACUAGUUUUGAUGGAAUUACAUGUAAGACUGAUUUUUAUUUGUUUAUUUAUUUAUUUUUUUUUUUUUCUGGAUUGGGUCUGUUAGAGGUCUUAAUGAGU